CCCACUGCACUCAAUUGCUGCAGAAUGAUUUUCUUAAAAAAGAGAAGGAAGUCAAUGUACUGCCCAUGUCGAUUUAAUUAGAAAAACAAAGAAGCACAGUGGACUGGCAGCAGUCUAAAAAGCUGGCCACUCCCAGAGAAGUAGGAUGAUCAGAGGAGCAGCAGCAGCCACCAGGGGUUUGCCUUACCUGCCUGAAAGGGGAAGAGUGGUGCUUCGUGUGUGGCAAGGUUGGGCACAUAUCACCUAACUUGUUGGGAGAAGGAGCAGGUUGUCCAACCAAGGCUGGGUGAGGCACCACAAAAACGGAGGAGAAACAGGAGUCGCUGCUGCUCCUGAACACGAGAGAAGGGGGAGAUGGACCCUAUGAUCCUGCCAUGUGACCCCUGUGAUACAGGGGGAGUACUCCACUGCGGAGAAGAAAGAUGAGGAGUGGUGUGCCUACUGCUAUCGAUGUGGGCAUGAGGAGGUCAACCGGGACCACAGACGAGGAGUAGGAUGAACCUGAAGUCCCACUGUUGCCUGGGGAGGCCUGCUCACCGUCGCCUGGGGAGGCUAAUUUGCCAUCAUCUGCUCGCUGUCGCCUGAGAAAGAAAAACAAAACCCUGUUGAAUCCCAGGUGAAACAAACAUGAAUAACUCCAGCAGCCAUCCCAACUGUUCCAUCAAUGACUUCAAGUACCACGUCUAUCCUGCAACGUACUUAACUAUCUGGGUUGUUGGGUUUUUUGGAAAUGGUGUCUCCUUGAUCAUCUUCUGCAAGCCUAAAAAGAAAUGGAGUUCAGUCAACAUGUACCUGUUUAACUUGCUAAUCUCUGACUUAAUACUGGUGUGCGCUCUUCCCUUCCGCGUGACUUACUACCUGAUGGAGUCACACUGGAUUUUUGGGGAUGCCAUGUGCAGAAUCAUGUCUUAUGCUUUUUACCUAACCAUGUACAGCAGCAUCUAUUUCCUGAUGGUGCUCAGUAUUAUGCGUUUCUUGGCCAUAGUGCGCCCCUAUAAAUUUGUGAUGCUCAGAAACACAGACAGUGCCAAAAUAGUGUGCUGCAUAGUUUGGUUUUUUGUUGCGGCAGUUUCUUCCCCAUUGCUUUUAUCUGGGAUUAAAAAUCAGGGAGACAAAGUGAAAUGCCUAGAUCCUGAAAGUAGAAGUGUGCAAACUAUUUUAUUGAUGAACUAUGUGGUUCUUUUGAUAGGGUUCCUUAUACCUUUCACUGUCAUUGUUGUCUGCUACUUCUUUGUUGUCAAAACCUUAAUGAAACCCAAAAACAAGCAAAAGAAGAGACCCUCCCAUAAAAAGUCAUCCGCCAUGGUUAUCAUUGUCACUUGUAUUUUUUUAAUUUGCUUUUUGCCUUACCACAUAGUCAGGACGCUUUUUUUGGAGACCUACAGGAUACAGUCCUUGCUGCCCAGCAGUGAGAGCUGUGACUAUAUUAACUGCAUACAUAAGGUAGCUGUGGUCACCCUCUGCCUUGCAGCAUCAAACAGUUGCUUGGACCCGCUGUUGUAUUUCUUUGUGGGAGAAAACUUCAUGUAUUGGUGGAGAAAGCGCAAACAACAGACAGAAUUAAAGCAGCUAAAUACGAAGGACCCUAACUGAGGGCUCUGUGUUUUCAUAUCUUCUGUGAAUACCAAAAAAAGUGCCUUUACUUGGGAGCUCUUUACUUGAUUGUAUUUUGUGAAUCAUAUUUUAUAGAAUAACUUUUCUAGCCCAGAAGACAUGUUUUGUACUUGACGCUACUGAAUAUUUUUUUAAAUCUUAUUUUUAAACGCUUUUGCAUUUAUUCAAAUCCAAAUGACAGAAUGACUGGGUCAAUAACAUUGUUUCAAAUUACUGUUGAUCUACGGAAAUUAAUUCUCUGAAUUCAUCUGUUUAAUUUGGAUGCUCAUUCAUGAUGAUGGCCACACGCUUCCCAUUCAGUCCUAUCUUAUGUUUUUUUUUUUUUUUUAUACCAUAACUUCUUUUGUAUGUAUCAUAUCUUGACUGAUCACAACAGUAUAAGGCUUUCUUUAUUACGUGGCUGUUUUUGUAUGUGUGUCUUAGAUACUGUUAUAACUCAACUGUUAUUCGUUAGAAAACAUUUAGAUUUUAAUCUCAACCCACUUGAACACUUUACAGACACUGGAUGUGGUAAAAUUAUACAGUGUGUAUAUCAACCAUUUCUAGGAAGUUUGACACCUUGUCUAUGGAACAGCUAUCGUAUAUAACAAAAUGCACUUUGUUGGCAUUUUAAAAGAUGCACUCACUAUUACUUAAAACAUUUCAACUGUAACCAUGUAUACAUCCACAAGAGACAUGUACAUCUGUGUUAAUGUACAGCAUAUAGUAUAUUAAUCUAAUCAUGUACUAGACCAUACAUUAAAGCUUACCUGCCAAUGUAUUUUGUGUUUUAUGUUGCAUGCAAAUUGAGAAUGUAAGCCUUUUUAGAUGCACUCAACAAAGAGGAUUUGAGCCAUUCUAGAACAGGUCAACCCCUGUUGGAAUUCUCAUUUAGUUCAGGGGAGAUACGAUUUUCAAAAAAUAAACCAUGAUAACUACACAUAACUACAGGGUGCAUCAAGUAUGCAACAAGUCUUUUUCUUUUACUAAGGAGUCUGCUGUCUCCAAAUACACUAGAUAUGUCCUCUAGUUUUGUUAUUGCUGUACAUGACAAGUGUUUUGGUCUCUCCUUUAAAAAAAAAAGUUCUGCUGAUUCCACUUAACUGAAUCAGUCAUUCGGUUCAACGACAGGCUGCAGUCGUUAAGUACCUUUUUGACAUUGGUUUAUACAAACUGUGCCUUGUAAUUUUAUUACAGGAUAACAGGAUUUGGAAUCCCACUGAAAGUGAAUGGCAGAAAGAUGCCACUUGUCAUGUAAUAGCCUGUUAACUUUAUCCAUAUAAAUAUAAAUAAUGACAAGAGAUGUAAAGUUCACUGCUUUUUUCUUAAACAGAAAAUAAGCCAUUACUAGUGCUUGUUCCCUAAAGAAUACUUGUAAAGUGUUGUAAAGACUUUUUUUUUAACGCACAUGUACUUUCUAUUUGUGUUUCUCAAAGCUGCUUUUAAAUACUUGUGUGCACACUUCAAGAAUCACAAACCCAUUCCAUAAUCGACACUAUUUUCAGCAUACAUUGAAAUUGUACAGCACAAUGUUUGUGAUUUUAGCAACCCCUAACCAUUAGCAGUUUUGUUACUUUAGUCAACACAACCAUGACUUCAUAUAACAUACACUGAUAACACAGGCCACCUUGUAAUUGACAGGCUGUUUGGAAUGGACAAGAUGAUAAUAGCACUGAGGCACUCAACUAACAGCAUGCACAAUUUAUAAAUUUCACCACUAUUAUAUUUGUAUUGUAUAACUUAUAUGUGUUUUACUUUCUCAUUUCACUUGCUUUGCAUUGAUUCUAACCUCCUUUAUUUUAUUUACUUCUGUUUAAAAAUAUAUUUUCCAUGAAGGGACUAUGACUGUGACACCCUGCACAUGUGCUUUUGGCAGGCAUAGGGUUAAAAGUGUAUGUAUGUACACUUGUACGUAUGUAUGUCACUGGCAUGCUUAUUUAUGUAUGUGCAUCCCAUUUGUUCCUUUUUUUGGUAAAAUAAUUUAAUAGGGAGUUAUAACAUGAAUUUAAUUUUAACAGGAUAUAACAUGAUUUUAUUUUAAAUAUUCAUUGAGCUGCAGUAAGCAGGAUCUUACAGAAACUUAAUGUGCUGCAUGAUUCAGGUUAGACCAGUCUCCCCACACUUUAACGUGUCUCUGCUUUAUUACAUGACCGAACAACUCAGUGACUGACAAAAUGUUCUCCAUGAUAAUUACAUUAAAUAAUCAGUUUUAACUUAACUUAUUCUCCCCUCACUAUAGAAUGAAUGUCAUGUUGCAAAUCUGCGAUAGUUUGCAGGUAAAUGUAAUGGAAUUAUGCUCUGAUUAACAAGUAUGUCAGUAACAUAUACAGUAUAUUCCCCUCCACACCACAGUAAAUUCAAAAUGUUCAAUUAGCAGCUACUGUAUCAGUAGGAUGAAAAGUGCAGAAAAAAAUGGUCCAAACAAUGUUUCUCUCAAAAACGUCUGUGUAUAUUGCACAAAUAAUAAAACACUUAAUUCCUCACAACAAGCUCUGGCACCAGAUUUACGUUUCAGUGCUAGGCCCUUUGUUUCACAAAACACCUCCCUGUAAUCAACCCGUUGCCAUGGUUUCUCCAAUCCUUGUCUGCCCCGUGGCUGAUUGCAAGGGAGUCCUUUCGUGUACGUGCAGCUAUGCAAGCCCCCUAAUAUGGUCACCUUCUGGUUUCUGCCUACUAUCGAGGCUGCCCAUCUAGGAGGAAGCAUACCACCGACCUUACACAGCACCCUUUCUGGUCAGGAGGGAGAUACACAGUUUGGUUCCUUCGCUCUUACCUAACGAAAAAAAGAAAUGG
Messenger RNA from Polyodon spathula (Mississippi paddlefish), 4386 nucleotides. Its product is annotated as cysteinyl leukotriene receptor 2-like. Gene Ontology annotation, biological process: G protein-coupled receptor signaling pathway. Gene Ontology annotation, cellular component: plasma membrane. Gene Ontology annotation, molecular function: G protein-coupled receptor activity. The transcript has 3 exons. The record is from RefSeq and is a predicted model, not a curated record. Bases 628 to 1593 code for a protein of 321 amino acids. Lineage: Eukaryota; Metazoa; Chordata; Actinopteri; Acipenseriformes; Polyodontidae.